Messenger RNA from Pyricularia oryzae 70-15, 340 nucleotides. RefSeq lists its product as uncharacterized. The record is from RefSeq and is a predicted model, not a curated record. The transcript has a single exon. Bases 83 to 340 code for a protein of 85 amino acids. Lineage: Eukaryota; Fungi; Ascomycota; Sordariomycetes; Magnaporthales; Pyriculariaceae.
GCUUGUAUUGCUCGGAAAGCAUCAGAGACAAGACAAGGAAGCUACAUAGAGCCGUAGUCGUAGUUGUCGAAGUGUGGGCACCAUGCACAUCAACGUGACAUCCCCAGUCAGCCAGCCUGAGACAUGGAGGUGCACUAAACCUGCCUCUAUCGACGCCACCCCCAACGCCUUCAUCCAUGGCGCUGCUAGACUAAUCCGUCCGCGUUGGAGAAGUCACGGCAUACCGUACAUGGUUCACUACGCCGUCCCGGAGUGCUGUGGUUCUAGCUAUUCUGGCAGCUUCCGUCUGCUACAUCUUGCACCACCAACAUCGGCACGGUUAGCGCUACCUAGAAUUUAG